Messenger RNA from Notodromas monacha, 294 nucleotides. Lineage: Eukaryota; Metazoa; Arthropoda; Ostracoda; Podocopida; Cyprididae. The record is from the annotation of a GenBank genome assembly.
AUGUUCGGGAAAUACUUUUGGGCUACAUCUCUCGUGCUACCGUUUGCGGUAUUCGGACAGAGACCAUUUGAGGGCUGUCAAACUGCAGAUGUUUGCUCUAAUGUGAAGUGUUUUGAUCCUGAUGACCCUGAAGUCACUUGCGAUGGAAUUGUCAUGCCGGACUUCGACUAUCCCUGCAAAUGUUGUCCUGUCACGUGCAUCAAAUACUUGAGUGAGUAUGCAGAAAUCAGGAAGGAGCGAAAUGUAUUCGUUCACGGACCACGCCACCGAAUGAAGUUUGCGGGCCCGGCUUGA